Molecule: messenger RNA, 1935 nt
Organism: Onychomys torridus (southern grasshopper mouse)
Lineage: Eukaryota; Metazoa; Chordata; Mammalia; Rodentia; Cricetidae
Product: polyadenylate-binding protein 1-like
Exons: 1
Coding region: 1-1935 (644 amino acids)
Cellular component (GO): ribonucleoprotein complex
Molecular function (GO): RNA binding
Source: RefSeq, a predicted model, not a curated record
AUGAACCCCAGCGACCCCAGCUACUCCUUGGCUUCGCUCUAUGUGGGGGACCUGCACCCCGAUGUGACGGAGGCCAUGCUCUAUGAGAAGUUCAGCCCCGCUGGGCCCAUCCUCUCCAUCCGGGUUUACAGGGACAGGACUACCCGCCGCUCGCUGGGCUACGCCUCUGUCAACUUCCAGCAGCUGGAGGACGCCGAGCGGGCCUUGGACACCAUGAAUUUCGAUGUGAUAAAGGGCAAGCCGGUCCGCAUCAUGUGGUCUCAGCGGGACCCGUCGCUGCGCAAAAGUGGAGUAGGCAACAUCUUCGUCAAAAAUCUGGACAGGUCCAUUGACAGCAAAGCACUGUAUGAUACGUUUUCUGCCUUCGGGAACAUCCUCUCGUGUAAGGUGGUGUGUGACGAGAAUGGUUCCAAGGGUUAUGGGUUUGUACACUUCGAGACCCAGGAAGAAGCUGAGCGAGCAAUUGAGAAAAUGAACGGGAUGUUCCUAAAUGAUCGCAAAGUGUUUGUGGGGCAAUUUAAGUCUCGUCGGGACAGGCAGGCCGAACUUGGAACCAGGGCUAGAGAGUUUACCAAUGUUUACAUCAAGAAUUUGGGAGAAGACAUGGAUGAUGAGAGACUCCAGGGUCUCUUUGGCAAAUUUGGGCCUGCCUUGAGUGUUAAAGUCAUGACUGAUGAAAGUGGAAAAUCCAAAGGGUUUGGAUUUGUAAGCUUUGAAAGGCCUGAAGAUGCACGGAAGGCCGUGGAUGAGAUGAACGGGAAAGACCUCAAUGGAAAACAAAUUUAUGUUGGUCGAGCUCAGAAAAAAGUAGAACGACAGACUGAACUGAAGCACAAGUUUGGACAGAUGAAGCAAGAUAAGCGCAAAGUUGAGCAGGUCCCACCCCAAGACCGAGGCAUUAGAUGCCAAGGUGUUAAUCUUUAUGUGAAAAACCUUGAUGAUGGCAUUGAUGAUGAGCGUCUCCGGAAGGAGUUUUCUCCAUUUGGUACUAUCACUAGCGCCAAGGUUACCACGGAGGGUGGUCGCAGCAAAGGGUUUGGUUUUGUGUGUUUCUCCUCUCCAGAAGAAGCCACUAAAGCAGUUACCGAAAUGAAUGGUAGAAUUGUGGCCACCAAACCACUCUAUGUAGCUCUAGCUCAACGCAAAGAGGAGCGGCAGGUUCACCUCAGUAACCAGUAUAUGCAGAGAAUGGCAAGCGCCAACCCGGUCAACAACCCUUUCCAGUCAGCACAGUCUCCUUCAGGUUACUUCAUGACAGCAACACCACAGACUCAGAACCGUGGCGCAUACUCUGCGCCUAACCAAACUACUCAGCAGGGACCGAGUCCCCGUGGGAGUGCUCAGGGUGCCAGAGCUCAUCCGUUCCAAAAUAUGUCUAGUGCCGUCCACCCAUCUACUAUUCCAUCAUUCAGUAGUUCAGGACCAGCUUCCCCACAGGCUCUACGGAAUAUGUCAACACAUCGUGCAGCCAACACUUCCACACAGAUGACGGGCCCAUAUCCUGCCACUGCUUCUGUGGCAGCUGCUCCGGCUGCCCGCACAGUUCCCCAGUAUCAAUACACCUCUGGAGUCCGAAAUCCCCCUCAGCAUCUUAACACACAGCCACAAGUCACCAUGCAGCGGUCUGCUGUUGCUGUCCAAGGCAACAAAGCAUCUUUGACUGCCUCUAUGCUGGCGUCUGCUUCUCCUCAAGCGCAAAAGCAAAUGCUGGGGGAAUGGCUGUUUUCUCUUAUACAAGCCAUGCACCCUGCUCUAGCUGGUAAAAUCACUGGCAUGCUGUUGGAGAUUGAUAAUCUAGAACUACGCCACAUGCUUGACUCUCCAGAGUGUCUCCACGCCAAAGUUGAUGAAGCCAUAGCUGUGCUGCAAGGCCACCAAAUGAAAGAGACUCCCCAGCAAGCGGCCAGCAGUAUCACUGGUGUCCCAACUGCUUAA